Pseudomyrmex gracilis is the source of this 3289-nucleotide messenger RNA. It is a transcript of the gene IKKbeta, whose product is annotated as inhibitor of nuclear factor kappa-B kinase subunit alpha-like. NCBI's taxonomy places the organism in Eukaryota, Metazoa, Arthropoda, Insecta, Hymenoptera, Formicidae. Gene Ontology annotation, biological process: peptidyl-serine phosphorylation; tumor necrosis factor-mediated signaling pathway; positive regulation of transcription by RNA polymerase II. The coding region runs from base 280 to 2358 and encodes 692 amino acids. Gene Ontology annotation, cellular component: cytoplasm; IkappaB kinase complex. Gene Ontology annotation, molecular function: ATP binding; IkappaB kinase activity. The transcript has 13 exons. The record is from RefSeq and is a predicted model, not a curated record.
UGUCUCAGACUGGCUUUUGCUUCUCACGUGCAGGGGCAUGCGCCAUAUAUGCAAAGAAGAAGAAGAACAGGUUUAAAACCGUGGGUUGGGUUCCUGAGCCAAGGCACGGAGUUGUAUAUUUGUUUAAAUUAAAGAUAAUAACAAAGUGGUGUAAAACACCGACAAUUGUUCAAAAAUAUUCACAACGUAACUACGCACGUUCAACCGAUACGGCUGGAUACAAUCCAACGUAUAGAUUAACAAAGUAGGUUUACAGAGCCAUAAUUGCAAAGAAGAACGAUGUCUACUAUUGUUGAAUUAAGUCAAUCAAGUGACACUUGGAAGUUACAUCGUGUUCUUGGCACUGGAGGUUUUGGAGUUGUUGAACUUUGGGUACACAUCCAAAGUGACAAAAAACUCGCAAUAAAAAAAUGUAGGUGGGAUUUUUCUGCAUUAACGUCGGUACAGCAAAAAAGAUGGUCCAAUGAGAUUGAUAUAAUGAAACGUCUAAAGCAUCCAAACAUUGUAAAAACGGAACUUUUACCGUUUGAGCUUUCAAGUGUGGAAAAAGAUUUGCCAAUUCUUUGUAUGGAAUAUUGUAAAAAAGGGAAUCUGAGAAAAAUCUUAAAUCAACCAGAAAAUUGUUGCGGUAUUGAUGAACCAGAAGCAAUCAAGAUCAUGACUGAAAUUUCAUCAGCUGUAGAAUAUUUGCAUUCUUACAAUAUAACUCAUCGAGAUUUAAAGCCAGAAAAUAUAGUUUUACAAGAAGAGAAUAAUGUGAUAUCAUACAAGUUAAUAGACCUUGGUUAUGCCAAAGAACUUGGAGAGGCGAGUACAUCUGCAUCAUUAGUUGGUACAUUAAAUUAUAUCGCUCCGGAACUUCUUUGGGGAGAGAAAUAUAGUUGUUCUGUUGAUUACUGGAGUUUAGGAAUAUUGUUUUACGAACUUAUAACUGGAACAAGACCAUUUUUGCCAACGAUGCAACAUACUAUGGAAUGGAUGAAAUAUAUUCGAAAUAAAAGCUACGACGAUAUUCGUGCUUAUAAAUCGGAAGGAAAAAUAAUUUUUCGAAAAGAUAUUCCAGAUCCAACUCAGUUAUCAAACUAUCUCCGAAAAAGUAUGGUUCAAUGGUUUAGAUUAGUUUUACAAUGGGAUUCACAUAAAAGAGGUAGAAUUUUCAACAAUUUGAUGGUAUUUACAAUGCUGCAACAGAUAAUAAUGAACAAAAUAUUGUACGUUUUCUGUGUACCAUUUUACAAAAUCUAUACGUACGAAAUCAAUAGUUCAACUACCAUUAAAGAUCUUCAAUUGUUGAUACAAGAAAGUACCACUAUCGAGGUUGAGCAUCAAAUAUUGACUGAUUACAACGGUACAGUAGUGAAUGAAAGUACAGUGACACUUGCAUCACAACCUAAUGAUCAUAUUUUAUUCCUCUUCAGAAACAAACAUCUGACAAAAGACAUACCUACUUUGCAUAUUUCUACAGAAGUGGAAAAAAUGAUAACACAAUCAAAAACCGAGUUAAAUUAUGAGGAAGUGAAAGAUUAUUAUCGUCAUACAAUAUAUUUUGUGAAAAAAGAAGUGACUUUAUUUCAGUUAUACAUAUUUGCUCUUAAUAUAAAUGUAGAUUUACUACAGAAAAAAAUAGAUAUGUUUAAUGCGAAUUUGGAGGAAAUGUUAAGAAAAACAAAGACUCUUACAGAUCGAGUAUACGCAAACACAGGUAUAAAAUAUAUGAAAAAAACAAACCUCGAAGAUACGACUUGUAAAACACAAAUGAGAAUGGACAAAAUUGAUAAAUUGAAUGGCGCAGUUAAUCAAGUAAAAAUGGAAUUUAUGUCUUUGAACAGAGAUAACGAUAAAUUGAGAUAUAACAUUCAAAGUUUCGAUUUUAUUAAAGAUUUGUCAGAAAUAUACAAUAAGAUGUGCGAUAUGUAUUCGGAAUUUCAGAAAGAAAGUUUUCAUAAAACAGCAAAAUCAGUAGAUAUGGUGAAAUUAAUAUUUGCAUUCUUGAGGUCACGCGAAAAACAACUUCGUAACAAAGCUAUAAUUAAUAUCACAAGUCAAAUAGACGAGCUGUACAACAGAUUGUCAAAGCUUGAAAAAGUACUCCAUUCAAUUAUCUUCAUGACAAAACUUUAUUCAAAAGAAUAUGAAUGUUAUUGGAAGGAACAUAUCGAAAGAAAGAUCACACUAUUGAAUGAUGACUCGCAAUUUAACAAUCAACAAGUUUUUAAUCUUCCUAGUACCAAUUUGGACAACGUUAUUCAAUUAGAAAACAAUGAAAUAUACGAUAAUUUAGUCAUACGUUACAAGUUGGGCAAUUUAGUGACUAAAAUGCAGAAGAAAUACAUCGAGUCAAAUGCAUUCAAUCGGUGAAAUCUGCUCACGUUAAUAUGCGCGCUGAACAUAAUGUCGUACACUCCAUUUUAUAUUAGCAUGUUUAUCAGUUUUCACAAAUGUAUAAACAGGCUUAUUCGAUAAUUGUUCCGAUUUUAUUGUACAACAUUUGUCAUUCUGACCUACAAAAAAUAUCUGUUUGUAAAUUUAGUUUUAUAAACACUCUUGGUUUUUUACUUUAAUGUCAAACAUUUAUAAUUGUAAUGUAAUUUUAAUGUAAAUAUUUUGAAAGAGAGAGGGAGAGAGAGAGAGAGAAAGAGAGAGAAUUGUGUAUUACAAGUGCACAAUAGAUUCUAUAUGUUUGUUAUGUGCUUUAAUAGAGUUGUAACAUUUCUAUAUACAAAAUUCCUGACACUUUUAUGACUUUUACUACACUUUUGUCAAAUUAUGUGGGCUAAUAUUUAUUUCCAUACAAAUUACUCACCGUUCUCAAAAGUAACACUUGUGAUAUUUAGAAAACAAUAAAGAAUAAGGAAGAUUCUUAAUAGCUGUAAAAUAUAUAAUAGACUCCAUGUAAAUAUAUAAUAUAUAAUCGAAAUCAAAUAAAAAAGAUAGAAAAUAAUGUACUUACACGAGCUACAUAAAAUAUGUUCAUCUUUCUUGGCGUUAAUAGAUAUUAGAAAUCCGUUUGGUUAUAGAGAUCUCGUUAGACUGUUCAGAGUAUCCAGUCAUCUCGAUAUUUUAAAUUUGUAUGUCUCACUUUAUGAUAGUGUAAAAGUAUCGUCUGUGUGUGUGUGUGUGUGUGUGUGUGUGUGCGAGCGCGCGCGCGCGUGUGCGUGUACACGCUUAGUGAUUCAAUGUACUUUCGCUCAACCUAGAUUUUUUUAUCACCUGUCACUUUAGAUGCAUGUUAAUAAAAAGAAAAUUACAUACACAUAUACAGAAUUGCUUCUAUAAAGCAUUAUAAGCU